This is a messenger RNA of Drosophila yakuba, 2503 nucleotides long. RefSeq lists its product as uncharacterized. The record is from RefSeq and is a predicted model, not a curated record. NCBI's taxonomy places the organism in Eukaryota, Metazoa, Arthropoda, Insecta, Diptera, Drosophilidae. The coding region runs from base 115 to 774 and encodes 219 amino acids. The transcript has 2 exons.
UAAAAGCGAAUCGUUGCGUGCGGUUGUUCCCACAAAAACAUUUUCAACUUGGAUUUCUGUGCUCUUCGCCUAUCGAGUUUUGUGUCGUUCGUUUCAAUCAAAAGCUAUCCAAAUAUGUCUGUGCUGCGCGCACUGAUGCUGCUGGUCUUUGGUGCCACCGUGGCGCUGGCUCAACGUCGCCUGGCUCUUCCCGAUCCGAGGAGUUGCGCCAACCGGGUGCGCCAUGCCAGCUACCGGGAUGCCAGGGGCGUGUCCCACUCGUACUUCUUCAGCUGGGAGCAUGCACCCACCCGCAGCUUGGAGGUGGAUUGGCUGGAUGCGAGGAACAUCUGUCGCAGGCACUGCAUGGAUGCCGUUUCCCUGGAGACGCCGCAAGAGAAUGACUUUGUGAAGCAGCGGAUUGCCCGGGGCAAUGUGCGUUACAUCUGGACAUCGGGCAGGAAGUGUAACUUUGCCGGCUGCGACAGGCCCGAUCUGCAGCCACCGAAUGAGAACGGUUGGUUCUGGUCGGGAUCGGGCGCCAAGAUUGGACCCACUUCGCAGCGGAACACCGGCGAUUGGUCGGCAACGGGCGGUUACCAACAGCCGCAGCCCGAUAACCGGGAGGCAGCGCAGGGCAACGACGAGAGCUGCCUGUCCAUUCUGAACAACUUCUACAACGAUGGCAUCAAGUGGCACGACGUGGCCUGCCAUCACAUCAAGCCAUUCGUGUGCGAGGACUCCGACGAGCUGCUGAACUUCGUCCGCUCCCGGAAUCCCAAUGUUCGCUUGUAAUUCUAGAUAGCCUAAGCCUGAGGGAGAUGAUUAAAAUUUACAUAUUUAUGUAGCCUUAAACGGAACAUUGAUUGGUUGAUUGAUUGAUUGAUUGAUUGUUUGAUUCAAAUGCAUUGACUGUUCAAUCCAAUAUUGAUGGCUUCCAAAACGCGUAACAUUCGUUUGUUCGGUUUAGUUCGCAGCAAAAGUUCUAUAAGCAAAAUUUGUAAUAACAUUUCUGUGUCGAUCCGCGCAUCAUAAACAAAAUUGUUAAAUAAUUUUAAAAAAAAUUGUUAAUAAAUACAAAUUGAACCCAUAAAUGAAAGACUUUCGAUUUAACAUGUAAUGCGUAUAUUUGUAAUUAGUUCAUUAUACGAUUUCACUAGAAAAUGCAUGUAUGUAAAUAUAUAUCCGUAGAUCUGUUAAAUAGGUUUUUCCAUUAUCUGAAUACUUUGGUAAGUUCUGUUGCUUGCGGGAACUUAUUUCACUAGUUUAACUAACACUAACAUUAAUUUCAUUUACGUUUAGGAAUAAUUCAAUUAUCAAACGAUUCCUUAGCCAUUUCGAGUUUUGAAGAAGACACAAAGUUAGCAGAUUUCAUCUAAUAAAGUAACUGGUACAGGUUGCGUUAAGUGCAUCAUUAGCCGAUGGCGUAAUAAAAUCAAAUCAAAGACUCGAAUUCAAAUAAUAAUAAUAAUAUACAAGUUUAAAACUAUAUUCGGGCUGCACGUGAUAUCAUGCAUGCUAUGCUAAAAUAUACAAAUAUUUGAUGUAAUUGUAAGUAUCGAAUCGUCCAACAUAAAAAUCUAACAACAAUAAAUUGGGAAUUUAAAAAAUAGUCGCUUAAGUAUAGUCAAAUUAACAUGUAAUAUCGGUUAACUGGAACUUAUGGAACUGGUCGUUUAGCACACAUAAUAUAUUAUUCGGUUUUCGGUUAUGAAUGGUGUGUGGAGUUCUGUGUGUUUAUGUGGGAACUGUGGUGUUGGGUGCUGUUGCUGGUACUUUGAUCAACAAAAUACGGUCCUAAAAAAGGGAGAAUUACAAAUUCGUUAAUACAAAAUGGAAAAGCUAGGGAUAGGAUCACGGAACAUUUAGUUAGAUUAGCCGAAUUUUGUCAGAAAGCGCUUACGGUUAGUUUCGGUUCGGAUUAAAAGCCACCAAAUUUUGGAUUGUUAUUAUGUUUUUUUGUGGUGUUAGUCACAUGCGGAUUCCCUCAGCCGAGGCGCAAACCAUUAAGCCCAAAAUCGAGCUUUACCUGCCGCAAGACAAUUUGAAAAUCAACGACAACUUCAAACAAAGGAACACCAAAAGAGUCUAUGUUACGACUACAUGGUUACGUGUGGUUACGCUAACGCAUUACAAUCUCUACGCCCACGUAUCGAGCUCGUGUUAUUUGAAUACUUCAACAUUCGGUUUGGUUUGGUUUCUGGUUAGCCGUGCGUGUGGGUAACUGACUGAGUUUCAGAAUUUUGAUAUUUGAUAUCUUAUUAUGAUUUUUGUUGGACUUAAGCAGUACUUGAGUUAUGGGAGGCGCCACUGAUCGCAUUGAACAAAGCCAUGCUAUUGCGCUGGUUUAUGCUGUCGGCAUCGUCGCCGAGCGGCUGGAAGGACUCGUCGUCCAGCAACUCACUGAGCGCCUGGCACAGCUUCUCGUAGUUCUCCUUCAGCACAUGAUGGUACUCCUUCUGGUCGGCGCUGAUGAUCCGCUCGUUGAGGAACAGGGCCUUCUGGCACACCACAAUGAAGUCGC